Messenger RNA from Aphanomyces invadans, 1163 nucleotides. RefSeq lists its product as hypothetical. NCBI's taxonomy places the organism in Eukaryota, Oomycota, Saprolegniomycetes, Saprolegniales, Verrucalvaceae. The coding region runs from base 49 to 1101 and encodes 350 amino acids. The record is from RefSeq and is a predicted model, not a curated record. Gene Ontology annotation, molecular function: protein serine/threonine phosphatase activity; cation binding. The transcript has 4 exons. Gene Ontology annotation, biological process: protein dephosphorylation.
CGAAUUGCCUGUGAGGCGGCUUGUUCCAAAAGAUUUGCGUCGGCGAAGAUGGGCAACUUCUUGAGCAGCCCCAAGACAGACAAAAUCACGCAUGUGGGCACGGGAAACGGUAUAUCGUAUGGCGUGAGCUGCAUGCAAGGAUGGCGCACGACCAUGGAAGACGCGCAUGUCGCUGAGACCACCAUCCCUGCAUUUGCAGGAAGCUCACUCUUCGCCGUGUUUGAUGGACAUGGUGGCAACCUCGUGGCGGAAGAAAGUGCCUUACGAUUGGUCGACACGCUCGCAAAGGGGCAAGGGAAUAACCAGCACAAGAAUGAACCGGACGCUAUCGGUGCCGCACUUCGAAACGCGUUCUUGACACUCGACAACGAUCUCCGGAAGUUGCAAAGGGUUGAAAAUGGCGAAGAUCAAAGCGGAUGUACCGCGAUUGCUGCCAUCGUGACCGACACGCACAUCAUUGUGGCAAACUCUGGCGACUCCCGCAGCGUCUUGGCAACAUGUGGUGAUGCAGUCGAACCAAUGUCAUUCGAUCACAAGCCCAACAACCCUCGAGAAAAGCUACGUAUUGAGAAUGCAGGCGGAAUGGUCCGGAACAACCGCGUGAAUGGCGAUCUCGCGGUGUCCCGGGCUUUAGGCGACUAUUAUUUCAAGGAACGCCACGACCUGGCACCAGAAGAGCAACAGGUGUCACCGGAGCCUGACAUCAAGAUCGAAGCGCGAUCGGCGGCGAAUGAGUUCCUCUUGCUGGCGUGCGAUGGCGUGUGGGACGUCUUGAGCAACGAAGAAGCAUGCGACUUUGUUCGAAGUGUCAUGAAGUUGGGUGAAAGGGACAUGGGAUUGAUCUGCGAAGAGCUUUUGGACCAUUGUUUGUCCCUCGACAGUCGUGACAACAUGAGCGUGGUGCUCGUGGCGUUUGAUGGCGCCAAGUUUGGGGAGGGCGAAGGAGUUUAUGGCCUUCGAAAGCAACGACAGGCCGCAGAAGAAGCAAAGGAACGAGAGGCGGCCGCUGUAGCCAAGCAACAAGAGGCGGUGCAGGGCCAAGCAUUGCGACAAGACAAAGAUUCCCAGUCACAGCUAUCCAUGUUUGUUGGCACGCAGUAGAUAUGAGGUCCAGAAUAGAGGUGUUCUCGCUUUCGGUCACGAUCGCUUUGUUCGGACACAAG